UAUUCGAAAAUAACAAACAAUUCUAAAAAGUGUAUUAGAAGCUUUACUUCAAAAUUUUAUGACACUCUGGAUUAGUCACAUCUAAGUGCAAGAAUGAUAUUGAAUAAUGGACAGAAAUCAAUGGAGUCGAUAUCGAGCUGGACCGACGCGAAAAUUUCGUCGACGAGCCGUCUUGAAAAAUGGUGAUUGCAACGUGCUGCAAUCGCGUAUCUCUCGAAGAUCCUUACGUUUUCUGCAAGACAUUUUUACAACUUUAGUGGAUACACAAUGGCGGUGGACGUUACUGUGCUUCAUUUUAAGUUUUCUUCUAUCUUGGCUGGGUUUUGCAAUGAUUUGGUGGCUGAUUGCCUUCACUCAUGGUGAUUUCGAGGAACAUCAUUUACCACCCUUUCAAAUAGAAAACAACUGGACACCGUGUGUUUACAAUAUUUUCAGCUUUACUAGCUGUUUCCUUUUUAGUAUCGAAACUCAGCACACUAUCGGAUAUGGUAGUCGCUCCACAACUGAAGAAUGCCCGGAAGCUAUAUUUAUUAUGUGUAUUCAAAGUAUCGCUGGCGUUAUGAUCCAAGCUUUUAUGGUGGGUAUUGUAUUCGCUAAAAUGACUAGACCGAAACAACGUACUCAAACUCUAUUAUUUUCGCGAAAUGCCGUGAUUUAUCAACGAGAUGGUGAGCUUUGUCUCAUGUUUCGAGUGGGUGAUAUGAGGAAGAGUCAUAUAAUUGGUGCAAGCGUUCGCGCCCAAAUAAUUCGUAGUAGAACAACCAAAGAAGGUGAAAUUCUAUCUCAACACCAGCAGGAACUAGUGGUAGGUACCGAUGGUGAAAAUGGAGAUUUAUUUUUCAUUUGGCCAACCACUAUAAUCCAUCGGAUCAAUGAAUCUUCGCCCUUCUUUGAUAUGUCUGCUGAGGAUAUGUUAACUGAACGUUUCGAAGUUGUUUUGAUCUUAGAAGGUACUAUUGAAUCUACUGGACAAACUACUCAAGCUAGAUCAAGUUAUCUACCGCAAGAGAUUUUAUGGGGUCAUCGUUUCGACCCCAUGGUAAGCUAUUCAAAGGAGCGACAAGGUUAUGAAGUAGACUAUUCUCUGUUUAAUAGUACUACUCAGGUUGAUACCCCACUAUGUUCUGGCAAGGAUCUUGCAGAAUUUUAUAAGGCACAGGAUGAUCUUCGUCACGGAACUGCUGCAAUCACAAUCCGCCAAACAACAACCGUCGCUAUAUCGGUUUUCUUCUUCGAGGGAAUUUCUUCUUCUCAAUCAAUAUUCGGGGGGCAACGACGAACGGAUCACCACUCGUAACAAUUUUAUGUUGGUUUAAUAUAUGAUAAUUUUUAAUACAUAUUUGAUAUUACUUUUCAACAAAAUCUCUUCAAAAAAAUAAACAAAAAGUAAUUGUUUCUCAUAAUCUUUGGAUACAAUUUUGCAUGUGAAAUUACUCUAUCAACAUUUAUAGACAUCAAUGUUUUAACACUCGGAACAUUUAAGAAAAACAUUUACGAUCACGGUCAAAUCUUGAUGCAUAAUAGUAUAAAUUCAAUAGAAUAUUCAAUAGAUAUUUUACUGUCAAACUUGUAUCACAAUGAUUAAUACAAUUAAGCUAAUAUCGCAAUACGUUAAGAUAUAGUUUUAAAUUAUCUUAAUUUAGAUUCAUAGUUGUAUUCAAAGAAAUAAAAUAACACUUAGAAAAAUAACUUUCUAAAUAUUUAAUUUUAAGUUGUAUAAGUGAUUCAAAAACAUUUACAGUUUAUAUAACAGUCUAUGUUUUAUUUCAUCUGAGAUUUGCAUUUAGUAAUAUUCGUAGAAGUGAUCAGUAUCACUUUAUGAAAGGAACUUGUUUAAUUAAAAAUACUGUUUGAUAAUAAGAAAAUAGAUUAAAUGUUGGGCCGGCAAUUUAAUCUGUUAAUCUAAUUCAUUAUCCCAAUAUCGUUGAUAAAAUAGCCUGAGUGACACAUUACGUGAAAAUAGUUUUUUGAUCUUUAGAACGAUUGCCCUAUGUAACCUUUGUAUAACCUUUUCACUUGAUUAGUAGAAUGAAGAGUAAGAUAAAUAAUUGUUAAAAUAGUAAAUAUUUGUUACUAUUUUCAUUAUAAACCUGAUUUCUGCACUUUAAAUAAUCUUAAUGUACUCUGGCUUCAAAAUAUUACACAGCAGAAUAAUUCGGAUAUCACCUAUUCGAAGUUUAAUUUGAUUAAUAUUUGAUGAUAAUUUCUGUAAUAUUCGUUUAAAACAAUAUAAUAUCAAUUUCUAAUGAAGAGUAACUUGUCAUAAUUAUUGCACGUACGAGAUGUGUUUGAAAAGUAAUGGACAUGGCAUUAGAGAUCUGACAAUAUUGUAUUUAUGCCAUUAAAACUAGUUGAACAAUACAUUUUUAUUAAUACUUUUAUAAUACAAGUUUCUAGCCGACAAUAUGUCUGAUUUAAUAAUAAGUUUUGUAAGUGUGUUGUAGCGUUACAAAAA
This is a messenger RNA of Pogonomyrmex barbatus (red harvester ant), 2455 nucleotides long. Its product is annotated as Inwardly rectifying potassium channel 2. The record is from RefSeq and is a predicted model, not a curated record. Lineage: Eukaryota; Metazoa; Arthropoda; Insecta; Hymenoptera; Formicidae. Gene Ontology annotation, cellular component: plasma membrane. Gene Ontology annotation, molecular function: inward rectifier potassium channel activity. Gene Ontology annotation, biological process: regulation of monoatomic ion transmembrane transport; potassium ion import across plasma membrane.